This is a messenger RNA of Didymodactylos carnosus, 2379 nucleotides long. The record is from the annotation of a GenBank genome assembly. Lineage: Eukaryota; Metazoa; Rotifera; Eurotatoria; Philodinida; Philodinidae.
AUGGAGGACGAUUUUCCUGGAAAAACAAUUAUUUUAGGAAAUAAGACAUAUAAAUUGGAUGAACUAAGUCCCGAGGAACGUUUUCGAAGGGCAACGAGACAACCAAUUGAACCAAACACACCUAGACUAGUAUACAAAUGGUUUUUGUUAGUAUAUAAAUGUAGUUACGGACUGGCUAUUGGUGGUUAUUUUCUUGUAAUGAUGACAUUUCUUGGAAUAACAAAUUUAUUUUUAAUACAACCUCAGACGACAUUAGAUAUUGGAAUAUUAAUCAUGUUUUAUGGUAUUUAUUAUGGUGUUCUGGGACGAGAUAUGGCUGAAUCAUGUGCAGAUCGUAUGGCAUCUAAAAUUGGGUAUUACUCUGAAACAGGUUUACCAAAACGAUCGUUAGAAUCAAACACAUGUGCUGUGUGUGCCAAUCCAAUAUUGGUCCAAAAUAAUGAUGAAGCAAUUAUCGAAAGAACCUAUAAACUACAAUGUGGACAUACAUUUCACGAAUUUUGUAUUCGGGGAUGGUGUAUCGUCGGAAAGAAACAAACAUGUCCAUAUUGUAAAGAAAAAGUUGAUUUAAAACGAUUAUUUCCAAAUCCGUGGGAAAAACCUCAUGUACUUUAUGGAAAUCUUCUGGAUUGGAGUGAUUUAAGACAAUGUGGCGAGCGUUGUCUACCAGAACUGGCUAAAUUAGAUCAAACUACAAAAAAUUACGUUACACAAGUUCAUAAAAUACGAAAUGUUUGUGCACCAAAAGAUAAUGAAUCAUCAACUCAUUUACCGCAUAUGUAUCGUUUAAUAAUAACAGAUGGACAUGCAUAUCAAAAUGCUCUUGUUCUACCAACUCUAAAAAAUUUUAGUUUAGACACACCACCUGGAACAAAACUCUUGUUAAAACCACAAACAAAAUUAUUACAUGGAUUUUAUAUCUUGAACGAUAAGACCUGUGAAGUGUUAGGCGGUACUGUUUUAGAUUUAGUUCAAAAAUGGCAUUUAAGCAAAAUAAUGCCCCAUCAUGUUCGGCAGAUGAUAGGAGACGGGGCACCACCACCUUGGGUACCAUUUGGCGUUAAACAAUCUAUUACAGUGGAUACUACUCAAAAAUCGAUGGAUGUUGCAAAAGUACAACCCAAUGUUGAGGAUCCAGAAUUUGUUAAAAUUCGACGUGCUGCGAUUGAUAAUAUAAUUAAUGAAAGCAUGACGAAAACUGAACGUUUUGCUAAUCAAGAUGUUUCUAAGGGAAAAAAUAUAGGAAAAUGUUUCGAUCAAUCAUUUCAACGUUUAGAUAAACCAAUAUCUUCAACAAAUGCAAGAACUGAUAGAACACAGACACCGUCAUCAUCGUCCCAGACAACAACAACUACAUCCCGUAGUAGACUUCCAGAUUGGGCUAAAGAUCAAUUAGAAGAAAAUCGGCGUUAUGAAGAUGAUGAAAAAGAGCCGAGUAAUAAUGUUACAUUAUUUGAUUUUCUUGCAUCUAAAACAAAAAAUUUAUCGGUUUCUGGAUCACAAAAAUCAACAGUAACGAGACCGAGUACAUCUCAUGGGCAGCAAAGAAUGCAAACGAAAACAAGUCAAGUAGAAUCACCACCUGCAGGUAAGCCAAUUACGUUUGUUCAACAGAAAACAAAUCAACAACAAAAAGUGUCAGUACCAACGCCUAGUCAAUCUCGUAUGUCGAGUGCUGUACAGAAACAAUCAUUUCCAUAUGAUAAUGGUGAUUGUGUAUAUGCUCGUUUUCAUGAAGAUAAUGAAUAUUAUCCGGCUAUCAUUAUGAAUAUCAUUCAUAAUAAUCAAAAAUGUUCAGUGAUGUUUGAAGGUUAUGAUACACAAGAAAUCGUUGGCUUUGAUGAUAUCGAACCAUACGCCGAAGAAGACGAGCAAUAUGAAGAUGAAUCUUACACUCAGCAACAGCAACAACCACAACAUUAUGGAUAUCAGCCAGCUGUCGCUGCUGGAUUUGCUAAUUCAUAUUAUCAACAGCAACAACAACAAACUUAUCAACAGCCGCAACAGCAAACUUAUCAACAGCAGCAACAGCAAACUUAUCAACAGCCGCAACAGCAAACUUAUCAACAGCAGCAACAGCAAACUUAUCAACAGCAGCAACAGCAAACUUAUGGACAAGAUCAGAGAAAUUACAAUAGUGGUGACAAUAGAAGCGGACCUGGCGAUUAUAAUUUAAAAUGUAUCACUCUUCUUCGAACACUAAUGGAAGAUUAUUUUAAAGAUUUUUUGUUACGAUUUAAGCAACGUGCUGAAUGUUGUGGUAGUGAACUAACUGUACAGGAUUCAUUUGAAAAAACAUUGAAAGAAAUUCUUUUCAUUGAUUUAAAAACUUUUUAUCGUUAUAUGAAAAUUAGUGCAACAAUAAUCAACAACAAAUAA